Molecule: messenger RNA, 1645 nt
Organism: Hemicordylus capensis (graceful crag lizard)
Lineage: Eukaryota; Metazoa; Chordata; Lepidosauria; Squamata; Cordylidae
Gene: SPATA17
Product: spermatogenesis associated 17
Biological process (GO): mitotic cell cycle; establishment of meiotic spindle localization; spindle organization
Cellular component (GO): spindle pole
Molecular function (GO): protein binding
Source: RefSeq, a predicted model, not a curated record
UAUGGCCCAGUUGCUAUGGCGACAGCGUGUACACCAUCCAUGGGAGCCGGCUGGGAGGAGCGGGGGAAGAUGGCCACCCUGGCCAGGCUUCAAGGAAGGCGGCGGGACUUCAAGGAGGGGUAUUUCCAUAGGAACAGAUGUGUAGAUGAAUUUCGAAAGACAGAACAUUAUGCUGCUGUAAAAAUUCAGAGUUGGUUUCGAGGAUGCAAAGUCCGGGCAUAUAUCAGGUUUCUGAACAAAAUGAUGGUUUUUAUCCAGAAAUGGUGGCGGGGUUAUCAAGGAAGAAAAAAAUUCAGAAAAAUGGUGGAGACAGCAUAUUUUAUUAUGAAGAUGAAUUUCUACAAUGAAAUGGCUGUCAGGAUUCAAAAAAGAUGGCGAGGCUAUUACAUCCGAAAAUAUAUCCAUAAUUAUUAUGCACUGAAGAAGUACCUGGAAGCUAUUUCUUUGAAUAAUGAGAUAGUCAGGAAAGAACUGGAAGAGUUUGCCGAGAUGAAGGAGAAAGAAGAGGAGAAAAAAGCUCUCGAAAGGGAAGAAAAGAAAAAGGAUUACCUCGCCCGAAAGAUGCAUUACCUCCUUAGCACUGCGCAGAUUGCAGGUGUAUACAACUCACCAUACAGAAAAUCACCUCAUCCAAUGGAAUUGCAGUUAAGGAAAGCUAAGCCUUUGAAACACAGACCACAACAAAGCCAGAAGGGUGCUAUGGAUUUCUACUGGGACUCAGAUUCCUUUAGUUUUCGAUCAGAGCCACCUCUUCCUCCAAUUGGAAGGCAAAAACCUCAGGGCCCUUUCCGUGAUCCUGCUGAAGUACUGCAGCAACGUUUCAAGCCUCUGGAACCAUCCUUGAGACUGACAGCGUCAAAUACUUCACUAAGGAAUGCAAGAGAGAAAUAUAAACAAGAAGAAUGGAGAAACCGUGUGCAUGAUGAUGUGUUUUUGCCAUUCUCAUACAAAAUACCUGAAAAGUAUGUCCCAUCAAUGCAAAGAGCAAGUCAAUAUGGUCAGUCAGAUUAUGGACUCAAACACUUCCGGGAACAAUACCCAAAGAAGUGGGUAACAAAGAAGGACUUCCUGACUGUGGUACCAUCAAUUCCUCUGUUUGGAAGGUUUGGCAAAACCUAUUCCAGAACUGGAACAAUAGUGUAAAUGUUUCUCCACCAAGCAAGUGUAUGACAUUUUAAAAGCUAGUAGUGGGUUUUUUUGGAAAAUGUAAAGCAAACAUGUUGUUUCUGGUCACCAUGGACUUCCUGACCUUUACCUACUGAAGGCCCCAGUAUGUAACCUAGUUUUGGAAUUCUGGAUGAAUAGCUCCAAAUCAAUCAGUGAGUAAGACAUCCACUUAAAUUGCCACCAUCAUAAGCUCUGGUAGUUUUUGUGAGGGGCAGCUGAAAACAUCUGUACAGAAAGAUCUCCCUCUUUCUUUUCCAAAUUCACAAACUCUUGUGUAUUUAAAAUCUCACGUCAGUUUUUUUCCAUUGACAAGAUUGAAAUCGAAGGCAUUUUUGGAGUGAGUUCAACAACUUGAACAAUUAGGUAAAUGUAUUUACUUAGAUAAUAAUAGUAUUUGUCUUUACAGUUGGCUUUGAAGUGUAGCAUUUUUCUUCAAUGGAAAAUAAACAAAAAUAAAAAUAACAACUUCUGCUUGUUA